GACUCCUCCUCUGCUCCUAUUGGCUCUGUGUGAGCCUAUGCCGCGUUGACGUCAGCCCCCUGCGGCGCUGAAUGGACCGAACAGCCUGUCUGCUCCUUACUCCAAAACAGCUCGGCAAGGCUCGGCACGGCGCAGCACGGGUCGGGCUUCACCCUGGGAAUAGAGAAAUACCUGGAAAAGGAAGGUUACAGGAAACAGGCCUCAACAACUGCUUCGUGUUUUUGAUUUUUUUUUUGCACAAAAGCAAGGACGGGGGGAGUGCUCCCACCGCGUUGCGGGUGUAUGUGCGUGCGUUUGGAUCACGAUGAUGCAAAGUGCGGCGGUCCUACAGACAGAGAGUCCUGUAAAGAGUUUACCGGAGAUUCUCGGUGUGCCACUGCAGCAGAUCCCUCAGUGUGCAGGCUGCAGUCAGCACAUCCUGGAUAAGUUCAUCUUGAAGGUGCUGGACAGACACUGGCACUCCAAGUGCCUCAAGUGCGCAGACUGCCAGACCCCGCUGGCGGAUAAAUGUUUCUCCCGGGCGGGCAGCGUGUACUGCAAGGAGGACUUCUUCAAGCGUUUUGGGACAAAAUGUGCGUCAUGCCAGCAGGGUAUCCCUCCAACACAGGUGGUGAGGAAAGCACAGGACUUUGUGUAUCACCUGCACUGCUUUGCCUGCAUUAUGUGCAGCAGACAGCUUGCAACUGGGGAUGAGUUUUACCUCAUGGAGGAUGGAAGGCUGGUGUGCAAGGUGGAUUAUGAAACCGCCAAGCAAAACGAUGACUCAGAGGGUGGGACCAAACGACCAAGGACCACCAUCACCGCCAAACAGCUGGAGACCCUCAAAAGUGCCUACAAAAACUCGCCAAAGCCUGCCCGCCAUGUCAGAGAGCAGCUGUCGUCUGAGACAGGCCUGGACAUGAGAGUAGUGCAGGUUUGGUUCCAGAACCGGAGAGCCAAGGAAAAACGUCUAAAGAAAGAUGCAGGUCGCCACCGUUGGACUCAGUUCUAUAAAAGUGUCAAACGCAGCAGAGGAGGAACCAAAGUGGAGAAGGAGAGCUCAGCUGAUGAUGGAGGGCUUAGUGACAGCGAACUGAGCUUCAGAGACGACCAAGUCCUGUCUGAUCUGAGCCAUGCAAACGGCCUUUACGGGAGUGUCAGUGACAUGACCAGCAGCGCAGUUCUGAAUGGUGGCUUCUCAGUUGAUGCGGCUGGACAGCCCUACCAAGACAUCAGACCAGGGAGCCCGUACGGUCUCCCGCAGUCACCUUCCUCUAUCGCCUCCCUGCCCGGCCACACACCUCUCCUUAACAACCUGACCUUUAACAUGGACAGUCUUGUGGUGCAUGGGGGGCCAGGGGGAGUGGGACAGGCUCUGAGGGCCAUGGCGGGGGGCCCCACCUCAGACCUAUCCACAGGCAGCAGUACGGGUUAUCCUGACUUCCCCACAAGCCCGGCCUCCUGGCUCGACGAGAUGGACCAUUCUCAGUUUUGAGCCUCCAGCUCAGUAGAAAACCUGUUGUGGGGAUUCAUCAAAAGGACACAACAAAUUUAUUUAUUUUGUUUUUAAACUUUUCUCUACUUCACCCUCUAAGAUUGCUAUAUGUUGUGUUUCUUGGUGGGGAGAAGAAGAGUGACUGGAGUCGUAACAGUGAGAUAUCAGCCAGACUGGAUUUAAACCAUGAAAAACACCCGAAUGUUCAAUCUCAACAAUGAAUCAUUACAUUUUUUUUAUUAUUAUUGCCUGUUUUUAUUUUGUUCAAUCGUUACAAGGGAGACAGAGCUCCUAAAACAUUAGUGGAUUGUGCUAAACCAAACAGAUUAAGGCUGUCAUCUGUAUCAGACCCAGAGGGCAGCUGCAUGCUUCUGAAUCACCAUGAGUUGAACCGCUGUCCGGCCAUAUCAAAGCCUUCACAUUGGCAUUGCACUUUACUCUCCUCUUCUUUUUCUAUGUGUAAGGACAGGAGUGCAGAGGAGAGAGACAUAUGCACAAGGCAAACACAGUGUUUCACUCUGAGAGAAACUUGCAAAAACAGUGGCACAAACAUGAAUCUAGAAACAUGCUCAUGUUUUUUUUAUUGUAUUACUGACAAAGUAUUUCGAGAAAUGGAUUGAUCUGCUGAUCUGGGCAUUCACCCAUCUGUUAAAGAAGAAGCUGUUUAUAUGAUGAGGUUUGUGACACAACAGGUCUCUGGUCAUUUUUACUGGAUUGUAGUCUGAUUUAAAUGCUUAAGAGAAAAAAAAAUCUGUCAGUAUUAAAACCUUUUUCACACGAGGAAUCUUAACUUUCAGUAUAGGUCACACAUUCCAGCUAUUUUUUUUUUUUUUUAUUGAGCUGUAAAAUUUUAAAACAUGUAGAUUCCAUAACAGCUAAACCCAAAUUGUACACAACAUCGAUAGGUUUUAACAAGAAUAAAGAAAACCCCUUUUAAGGCUGGAUCUUGUCAGUAUGAUCCAGCCUUCUCUUGAUAAUCUUCUCAGUCAGCAGCAGCCCCAGCUUUGCUGCUAUCAACCUACUUCCCCCGACUCCAGAUGUGUUUUCGGUCUGUUGUCCGGCUGCCCGGCCCUUUGUAGCAGAGGGAUUAACACAGUCUACCACAUUCAUAGCUGAUAAUUCAGCGUCUGCAGAGAUCAGUCACCAUCAGCUCAAGCUUCAAAAACGAUUUGCUCCAAAUAGAAUUUCUCAUAAUAAAUCCCUUGUGAGCGUCAUUUAACUUGUAAAACAGUUUAAUACUUGUGCAAAAGUUUUCUUUCAAAUGCACCCUGCCAUAUCUCAUCUCUUUUCCUGUUUCUUAUUAAAGAGAAACCAGUUGAUGUGAGCACCUUUUUGGAAAAGGACCAUGUAUUGCUUUUUAAGAGACCAACAGAUUACAGCCCACAAAAUACGGUUUAUUUACCUCCAAAAUCACUGUAUAUUUUCAUUAAUAUGUAGGUAACAUGGACAAGAGAGGGUGAAACGUCUUUAAAGGGAACAUUUAUUUCUUAAUGUGCUUAUUUAUGCAUAAUCUGUUAUGACUAUUUAUGAAAUAAAUGUUAUAGGUAAUUAACUUUUUAAAAAUAUUAUUUUCAAACAUGGGUAAGAAAAAAACAUGCCAUGUGUUCAUUUAUUUUAAUAAUACCUGGUAAUAGUAAUUUGUCUAUACCAGGUAAAUAAAAAACAUAUUCCCUCCUAUUAGAGAAGUGUCACAGCCUUAUUUCAUGCACAAGCCAAUGGAUAAGCAGUAAAUGCUUUGCUGCUCACAACUGAAUUAUAAUGAUGAAGUAACCUGUUGGCUGCAAUCUGGAAUCUUACAGGAAAACAAUGCGGAAACCCAUCACUUUGGCUUUUUGUUCACUCUGUUUUGCCUCGGAAGUUUGCAUCUUAUUGUUGUAAAUUUUGUACAGUUUGAAAACGUGUAGAUUGUCUGGUUUCAUGAGCGCUAUUUAUUAUUCUUGCCAUGUGUCUUUGAAAAAGAUGUGAAAGAGAGCACUGAAUUUAUUCAUUUAUGCCUUCUGUGUAAUGGUAUGAGCUGUGUACAGUUAAAUCUAUAUGAGGAAAAUAAAGCUGAAUUGUCUUUGGUUACCCCUGA
Messenger RNA from Cyprinodon tularosa, 3548 nucleotides. It is a transcript of the gene lhx4, whose product is annotated as LIM homeobox 4. Gene Ontology annotation, cellular component: nucleus. Gene Ontology annotation, biological process: regulation of transcription by RNA polymerase II; neuron differentiation. The record is from RefSeq and is a predicted model, not a curated record. Lineage: Eukaryota; Metazoa; Chordata; Actinopteri; Cyprinodontiformes; Cyprinodontidae. The transcript has 6 exons. Gene Ontology annotation, molecular function: RNA polymerase II transcription regulatory region sequence-specific DNA binding; DNA-binding transcription factor activity, RNA polymerase II-specific. Bases 305 to 1474 code for a protein of 389 amino acids.